UCGGUUUAUGGUAUGGCAUUUUCCCAGAAGACGUUCAUGCUUCUAUCUUAUUUUUCCUAAGGUAGGUCUCGCCUAUACGUCAAUAACUCACGAGAAUUGAGCUGCCCGCUGCCUUGUUUAGCUGUACGUAAAACUUAACGUAACACCACUCUCUCAAAAUGCAGCCAUUUUAGCUAUAGAUUCUUCAAAACCAUAUUGAAUACAAGCAUUGGAUCGUCGUUUUUUUUUCCUCUAAUCAGGAAACUAUCAUUUUUGGACCUAUAAUUUGAAAGAGAAAUGGGUGUAUUUUCUGCAUUUGGUGCAAGGAUCAAUCAGAACUCUCAACAGCCUCUUGAGGCUGAUCCCAAGAGCUCUGAAAAUGUUGAAUCUAAGUCGGUGUCAGAGAUGGAUAAUGGUAAGAUGAAGAGAUAUUAUGACGAAGAUGAGUGGGAGAGGCAAGAUCAACUUUGGACAGCUGCAGAGAAGAAGCAUCCAUGGAAAGUUGCCCCUCCUAAGGUUAAGGUGACAACAAAAAAGGGUAUUUGCCAUAUACACAUAGAAUUGACAUUGGGGUUGCAUCCUGAUGGUGUCUUCGAACUUUUCACUAAUCCACACAACGGACCAAACACCGAACCACUUUUGAAAAGCAAAUCAAGAAAGGUUUUGAAAGAGGAUGGACCGAGCCAGAUCGCUAAGGUGGAAAAAGUUUUGGCCUGGAACUUCAGUGGGAGGUCUUUUUCCGUCCCCAUAAGUCUAACUGUCGAUGAAAACCGAAAAGAUCUUACAGUAAGAAGCUUCUCUAUACCCGCUCACAAUAAUCAAUAUCUUUCUUUUGUAUUGAUGAUGAUGAAAGUGUUCGAGGGUAGCUAUAAAGUGGAGCCACUAUACGUAGAUUCAGUACGGUUAUGCAAGAACAAGGAGCCGAAGAGUGUAGAAGUAUACAGAAAAUGUAGCGGUGGACAAGGAAAGAUUGCAUCGAAAGUGACAAUGGACCAAUACUUUCAGCCAUAUCCUCCUUUUAAUCUGCCGCCACUAUCUUGGUUCAUUCGUGAUAUCACCAUCAAGAAUACCAAAAAUGUGCUAGACAGACUUCAACUUUGGGGUUUCAGUAUUCGAAAUCCAGGUGUAAUCAUGUCAACCAACAAACAUGGAAAAACAGAAAUUUCUCCUAAACAUUAAUUAAUUUGGAAGUCAUUUUUUUAA
Arabidopsis lyrata subsp. lyrata is the source of this 1182-nucleotide messenger RNA. RefSeq lists its product as uncharacterized. The transcript is spliced from 4 exons. The coding region runs from base 277 to 1158 and encodes 293 amino acids. The record is from RefSeq and is a predicted model, not a curated record. NCBI's taxonomy places the organism in Eukaryota, Viridiplantae, Streptophyta, Magnoliopsida, Brassicales, Brassicaceae.